AUGACAGGCGUACUUUCACCCACGGCUCUCCACCCAGCUCUUGGCAACCCCCAGGACCGAGACAGUAACGGCUACAGCACCAGUACCUUGUCUCCUGCUUCUAUUCCUUUGCCUGCUCCUUCGCCUCUUAAGAACACCACCUUCGCUCCUUCUGAAUCAGACUCUCGUCAAACUCAGAGUCAAUUGUUCGAGCAGUCAGGUCCGUUCUCAGCACCUUUACUUCCUGCCUUAUCUUUCUCUGACCAUCCUCAAGUACUGGACCCUUUAAACCCUCAACCUUCCCUUAAAGACUCCACUUCUACUGCCGCUUCCACUUUGUCUUCCGCCCAAGCUCAAGACCAGCAAGAGGAUACAACUCCGUUGAGCUCCUCUUCUUUGCUUGCUUCUCCUUCAUCAUUGCCUCUUUCAGCCUCAGAUCAGACCGCGUCGUGGGCUUCUUCUCAGUACCAAGCUCAUCGGUCUAAUUCUGGCCCGAGGGUUUCGGCUUCGGUCAUCCGCCACAACAAACCCGACGCUCUAUCUCUCGCACUCCCACCUUCUUCCCACAAGAUGAUUGCUUCAGUACAAAACUCAGAAGCUCAAGAGUCAGACUCUCAGUCUCUCUCACAGCCAGCUUCAUCUUCGGCUGUACCCGGUCUUUCCAACGUCCUCCAGACCUCAGGCUCUGCUACUCCUUCGCAAAGUUUGACUGAUGCGCUGAACGACCUCGCCAAAUCUCGCUUGCCUACCGCUGGUGCAACGCCCACUACCGCUCGCACUUACACCUCUAUUGCCAGCAACGACACAGCUACUUCUGACGCCGCAGCCACCAUCCUUGCCUCAACUCUCCAGUCUCCAUGCUUCUACCAUCAACGCUUCGCUGAUGCUGUUGAUAUCGGCAAGGUCCUGGAAGAGAUCAAGAACGAUGUUUCCAUGUCUCACUCGCGCCUCGUUGCGACUGCAACUGGUGUCCGAGAAGUUUCCAAGCAGCUCCAGCGCCGUCCCAUCAAGCGCGCUGUCCGCAACAUCAUGAUUGUCACAAAGGCCCGUGACAACCAAUUGGUCUAUCUCACUCGUGAGCUUGCUGGCUGGCUCCUGCGAACCCCACGCUACGGCUCCGACCUCGGCGUUAACGUCUACGUCGAUGCUAAGCUCCGUAACUCGCGACGCUUCGAUGCAUCUGGUCUGCUUAACGAGAACCCUCGCUUCCAGCACAUGCUCAAGUACUGGACUCCCGAUCUGUGCUGGAGCCAGCCUGAGAAGUUCGAUCUUGUCCUCACCCUUGGUGGUGACGGUACAGUUCUCUUCACAUCUUGGCUCUUCCAGCGCAUCGUCCCCCCUGUUCUCUCAUUCAGUCUCGGCAGCCUCGGCUUCAUGACGACAUUUGAAUUUGAGAAGUACAAGGAGCACCUCAACAGAGUUAUGGGUGAUGACGGUAUGAAGAUUAACCUUCGUAUGCGCUUUACCUGUACCGUUCACCGCAACAACCGCGGUGCUGGAGCUCUUGACGCACCCAAGCUCGAGGAGCCUGAGCAAUUUGAGGUUCUCAAUGAGCUCGUCAUCGACCGAGGCCCUUCACCUUACGUCUCUAACCUCGAGCUGUAUGGUGACGAUGAGCUCCUCACUGUCGUACAGGCUGAUGGUUGCAUUUUCUCCACUCCCACUGGCUCUACUGCAUACUCUUUGUCAGCCGGCGGUGCCCUCGUCCACCCUGAUAUCCCUGCCAUUCUUCUCACUCCUAUCUGCCCUCAUACUCUCUCCUUCCGACCCAUGGUCCUUUCCGAUACCAUGGCUCUCCGAGUCGUUGUUCCUCGCAACUCUCGAGCCACUGCCUACUGUGCCUUCGAUGGCAAGGGCCGUCUCGAACUCCGACAAGGAGACUGUGUCACCAUCACUGCCUCUCAGUACCCCUUCCCUACCGUCACACGCACCGACAAUGAAUGGUUCGACAGCGUCAGUCGCACUCUCCGCUGGAACGUCCGUGCUUCUGCCCAGAAGCCCUUUGACGCUGACGUUACUGAGGACGGCAAGGACGAUGAUGAGGUCGGCUGGGAUAUCGACACCGAUAGUGCAUGCUACGCCAGCGAGGAUGGGAGUGUUAGUGCCAGUCCCAUUCGUCGUCAAAUGAGUCUUCUGGGGCUAUGA
Fusarium coffeatum is the source of this 2124-nucleotide messenger RNA. RefSeq lists its product as uncharacterized. The transcript has a single exon. Gene Ontology annotation, molecular function: NAD+ kinase activity. Lineage: Eukaryota; Fungi; Ascomycota; Sordariomycetes; Hypocreales; Nectriaceae. The coding region runs from base 1 to 2124 and encodes 707 amino acids. The record is from RefSeq and is a predicted model, not a curated record. Gene Ontology annotation, biological process: NAD+ metabolic process; NADP+ biosynthetic process.